Aspergillus versicolor CBS 583.65 is the source of this 2067-nucleotide messenger RNA. RefSeq lists its product as uncharacterized. The record is from RefSeq and is a predicted model, not a curated record. Lineage: Eukaryota; Fungi; Ascomycota; Eurotiomycetes; Eurotiales; Aspergillaceae. The transcript is spliced from 5 exons. Gene Ontology annotation, molecular function: 3'(2'),5'-bisphosphate nucleotidase activity. Gene Ontology annotation, biological process: sulfate assimilation. The coding region runs from base 1 to 2067 and encodes 688 amino acids.
AUGAAGAUCUCAACCGCGCUCGCCCUGGGCGCUACCGCUUCCACUGGUGCCUGGGCCUACGCCAUCCCGCAGCAAGAUGUGAUAGAGAACCCUCAUAUUCACCAUGAGCAAGAAAAAUACCUAAUUGAGCUCGCUCCCUAUCAAACAAGAUGGGUAACGGAGGAAGAAAAGUGGGCCUUGAAACUCGACGGCGUGAACUUCAUUGAUAUCUCAGAAGACCGAAACUAUGGAUUGUACCCAACGCUAGAUGCCGGUGCCUAUAUCAAUUAUCCGAAGGAGAUGGAGCACAUAGACAAGGUUAAUGGGCUCAUUGAUGGCUUAUCCAAGGAAAACAUGCAGAAGGACCUUGAGAAAUUCACCUCUUUCCACACGAGAUACUACAAAUCGUCGGAUGGUGUUGAGUCCGCCACAUGGCUGUACAAGCAGGUGCAGAAAGUGGUCCAUGAUUCAGGAGCUGAUGCGUCGGGUGCGUCUGUCGAGAAGUUCGCACACCCUUGGGGUCAGUUCAGUAUCAUUGCCCGCAUUCCCGGUGUAUCGAACAAAACUGUUGUCCUGGGUGCACACCAGGACAGCAUAAACUUGUUCCUUCCGUCUCUUCUAGCUGCCCCAGGCGCUGAUGACGAUGGAAGUGGGACUGUUACAAUCCUUGAGGCCUUGCGUGGUCUGUUGAAAUCAGAAGUCAUUUCACAGGGAAAAGCGCCAAACACAAUCGAAUUCCACUGGUACUCAGCAGAAGAGGGUGGAAUGCUUGGUUCCCAAGCUGUGUUCUCCAAGCACAAACAGGACAAAGUGGAUGUUAAAGCCAUGCUCCAGCAAGAUAUGACCGGGUAUACUAAAGGCUCCCUUGAUGCUGGCUUGGAUGAAGCCAUUGGGGUGAUGACUGACUAUGUUGAUCCCGAGCUCACGACCUUCCUCAAGGCCACCAUUAAUGCCUACUGUCGUAUUGGCUUUGCCGAUACCCGAUGCGGCUAUGCCUGCUCUGAUCAGACCUCAGCAAGCAAGUACGGAUACCCAUCAGCCAUGGCCACAGAGACAGAGCUGCAAAUUGCUUGCUUAGCGGUACAGAGAGCCGCGCUCUUGACAAAGAAGCUUAUAGCAGCCGUCGACAAAGGGUCCCUCGACAAGAGCGACGACACCCCGGUCACAAUCGCUGAUUUCGGGGCGCAAAGUCUAAUUAUUGCCGCGAUCCAUAAUGCGUUCCCGGAUGAUGAAAUUGUCGGCGAGGAAGACUCAAAAACCCUCCGUGCGCAGCCGGAUUUGCUUGAACGGACCUGGGAUCUAGUUUCGUCUACUCGUCUUGAGGACGAGGAAAGUGAAAGGCUACUCACUGCGCCUAGCUCGAAGGAUGAGAUGCUUCGCCUGAUUGAUCUUGGUGCGCUGGGCAACUGCAAGCCGCGAGGCCGGACAUGGGUUCUCGAUCCCGUUGACGGGACGGCGACCUUUAUGCGGGGUCAGCAGUACGCUGUUUGCUUGGGCCUUGUGGAGGAUGGGAAGCAGAAGCUUGGUGUUACGGGGUGUCCGAAUCUCAAUUUGGAGUCUGGGUCUGUCCAUGAGGACCUCGCGGACCGGGCAGGGCAUGGAGUCUUGAUCUUCGCAGUUGAUGGGCAGGGUGCGUGGCUGAGACAGUUGGGGACUGGUUCACUUCUUCCAGCCACGAGGCUUGAACCGAAAUCGCAAAUCACAGAGUUCCAAGAUAUUCAGUUUGUGGAUUGCAAGGCUGCGACGUCCUCGAACUAUGAGCUGCAUGGGGAGCUUGCGGAGAGGCUUGGAGCCCCGUGGCCGCCCAGGACGGAUCUAUGGUCUGCACAACUGCGGUAUAUUGCCAUCGCCGUUGGGGGUUGUAACGUGCUCAUCAAGAUUCCACGGAAAGCUUCGUAUCGCUCAAAAGUAUGGGAUCACGUGGGAGGUAUGCUAAUAGCCACGGAGCUAGGCUGCCAGGUAAGCGACUUAAAAGGAAACCCUGUUGAUUGCAGCUUGGGAAGGACCCUAGAGGGGUGCGAGGGGAUGAUAAUUGCGCCAAAGUCCAUCCACGGCAGCCUCGUGAAAGCUGUGGAACAGAUGCAGUGA